Molecule: messenger RNA, 337 nt
Organism: Medioppia subpectinata
Lineage: Eukaryota; Metazoa; Arthropoda; Arachnida; Sarcoptiformes; Oppiidae
Source: the annotation of a GenBank genome assembly
AUGAUGAUGUCUUAUCCAAACAAAGAGCAGCGAACCAAAUGCUAUACUGCGAGAGACGGUCUCUGGAACUGUUUGGACACCAAUGAAGAUAAUCGCGAAAAAUGUCUUCAAAUCAGGAAAGCGUUUGAAGAUCAAUGUCCUCCUCAAUGGGUGACACACUUUGACCGCAAACGAGAAUAUCUUAAAUAUAAGGAUAAGAUUGAAAACGAAGGCUUUGAACCCAUCGAUCAAACCAAGAAUGAAGACAAGAAAUAGUGAUUUAUAAUGAAGAUUAUGUAGUUAUUCGUGAAUUUAAUUCAAACUUUAGUCCAUAUAUUGAAGUAGUAGUGAAGCCGUA